AUGGAAGAAGAAUAAUAAAUCUUGAAAUAUGGAGAUAAUAUUAUUCUUAGAUGUAUGGUAGAUAAUAAGAUCUAUUAUUUACUCGCUAGGAACGAAUAAUAUUUAAUGGAAACAAAGUUUUAAUUGGGCAAUUCUUGUACAUUUAAUAUGUAUAAUUUUCCUUAACAAAUGGUAUUCACAGUGUUUCCUAAACUUUUAUAUGAAGCUUAAAAAAAAUAUAAUUCAGACAAAUCUUUUGGAGCUUCUUUUGAUGUGUAGAAGUAACUUCUUUAUACAAGAAUGGAAACAGAAAAAAAAUAUAAUCAAAAUCUAUUGAAAUAAACUAAAGGAUAAAAAAUACUGUAUGGUGAUAUAAUAAUGUUAUACUAACCAUUGAGUUAGGUAUUUUUAUUAAGAGCAGAAAAUAAUAAUUCAAAUUCAAAUAUUGGAACAAUUUUGAGUUCAUCAAUGUAUUUUACAGUAUAACCUGAUCCUUUAGCAUUAGACAUAAAAUAAGGAUGUCCAGUACAUUCAUUUGAUCAAUUUCUAUUGGUAUAAAGUGAUACAAUCUUAAAAUUUGAUACAUUAUAACAAAUCUACAGUUUACCAGAGAUAUUAAAAUCCAACAAUCUUGAUCAUAAUAAUGAGUUUUUAACUAUUCCAGCAAUGAUUGAAAAUCAAUACUAAUUCAAAUUUUACAAAGCCUAAUACAAAUAAUUUACAACAGAUUCAAAAGAAAUUAUAAGUCAUAACACAUUAUAAGCUAUAGUUUUAAAAUAAGAAAAAGAGAAAAAUCAUCUAUUCUAUGGUUAAUAUGUAAGAAUAGUACAUAUGUAAUAAAAAAUAAAAAAAGAAAGAUCGGAAUCAAGAAGAAGAUCAAUAAAAGUAGAUGAGCAUUAAGAAAGUUAAAUAAAUAAAGGUUACCUAACAUCAUCAAUAAAUGCAGUAGGAUGUUAUCCUUCAGUUUAUUUAUAAAUUAAUGAUAUAUAGAAUUAAGAUUUAAUUGAAAAGGCUGCAUCUAUUUUCUAGAUUUUACCAGAAAAUGAUUAAAAAUAUUCUGAUGAAAUUUAAUUUACUGUAGGUAAUAAACCGAAUUUAGUUGGUUAUACAACUUUCUUACUUAGACAUAUGUUAACUGGAGAAUUUUUAAGAGUCAAUCCUUUAGAUAAUAAGUUAUAAUUAUCAAAAGAAAUAAUCAAUAAGUAUAGAAAAUUAAAUACUACAUCCUAAAAAAAAUUGGAUGCUACUAAACAAGUUGAACAAAAAUCAACUGUCACAAAAAAUUUACCAGGAAUAAAAUUAUAUAGAAAUCUAUUGAUGUAAUAAAAUAACAAUAAUUAAAAUAAUAUUCUAACCUAAUAGGAUGAACGUAUUGCAACUUAGUAUUAAUAGACAUAAGGAAAUUAAGAAGAAAGUGAAUAAGAUGCUUGUUUAUUAGAGCAUUAAUUAUUAUUUGUGACUAAAUUAGGCACUAAUCCUAUCUUUUAUAAAGAUUAGCUACCCUUUACAAAUGAUACUACCUUUAGUAUUGCAACAAAAGAUGGAAAAAGUCCUAUUGAAGUUGAUAAUUAAGAAGAGGCUGGUUAUUAAGUUAAAAUAAUAACAAAGUUAGCGAUGUUUAAUCAACAGGGCGAAGAAAAUGUAGAAUAAACUUCAUAUAGAUAAUAACAGAUAGAAUAAAUAUAAAGAUAAGUACAUGAUGAGUGGGUAACUAUGAUUCCAGAUUUAGAUUCUUUUAUAAAAAAGAAUAAAUAACAAUUAUCAUAAUAAGAAUAAGAAGUUCUUGAGUUUAUAGAAAAUGAAAUGAAAAGAUAAGCUAAAAUUAAAGUUGAUAUGCGACAUUAUAAAUCAAAUGAUGAUAAUGUUGUUUUUAAACCUAUUUUUAUUUAAUUAAAUCCUCUUAAUACUAAAUAUUAAGAUGUCAUUGCAAGUGAGUAAUUUUCAGGAUCAAAUUUUAAAUUUGAAGUUGUAGAUUAAAGUGAAAUUGAAGAAUUAAGUGAAAUCUUAGAUUUAAUGUUUCCUAUUAUUGUUUUAGCUAAAAAUUCUAUUUAAUUAUCAACUUUGAAAUUCAAAUUGAGCAAUUAUAAAUUUAAAGAUUCUAAAGAAUCUAAAAAUCUUGCAUAACAAUUUUAAAAAUGUCAAGCUUAAACUAUUUAAAAUGUAAAUCAUGCAGCAAAAUCACUCAUAAAAAUAAUGUUAUGGUUGACAGCUAAUUAAGACGGCUGGGUUUAAGAUAAUUUAAAUUCUGAUCCUGAAGAAAGAAGAUAAUGUAUUGCAAGAGAAAUUGGUUGCAUUGAUUAUGUAAAUAAAAUAAUUUAUGAGUUGAGUAUCAAUGAUUUAUUAUAUGAGAAUUAGGAUUUGAUUAUGUAAGAUGAAGAAAUGUUUUAAUAAAAUAUAAAUCAAUUAAUCCAUGCACUUUCAUCAUUUUUAUAAUUAGUAUGUAAGGGUUCUAAUGAGAAUUCUAUAUAUGUAGUAUAAUGGUAUUGGCUCUAUAAAUAUAUAUUAUUAAAAGGAUAAGUAAAUAAUUUAAUGAGAUUAGAUAUUUUAAUUACUUAAUCACUUAAAUAAUCUGAUGUAAUGGUUUCAUUUGAAUAAGAAGUUGUUCUCCUGUCUAAAGAAAUAAAAUUUACAAAUUAUAACAAUCAUGCUUUUAAUUUAUUAAUUGCUUUUUGUCUUUAAACUGAAUUUAGAAAAAAAGAAGGAAUUGAAGGAAUAAUUGAGCUUAUUUUUAAAGAAAAUAAAGAUUCUAUUUUCUCUUAACUGAUAUUUGAUGGUAAUAUUCAAGUUAUCCUAAGAGAGAGGGCUUUAGAUAUUUAAAAAACAAUAAGAUAAUCCAUAGAUUCUAAUUUACCUCUUUAAAGUCCAAUUAUGAUUGAUGGAUUGAACUUUCCAAAUAGAAAAUAAUUACAUGAUUAUAUUAUCUCUUGUGUAAGGUUAGCAUCAGAAAUUUCUAAAUCUUCUCCUGCUUUAACAUUAAAAUAAAUUAAAAGCUUAUUCCCUUUUUAUACAGUGACUUAAAUAAUACAAGAUCCUAGUAUUUCAUCUUUGAAUAAAUCAUAUUUUUUAGAAUUAUUCCAAAAUUCUUAUAUGGCUAAACAUCUAACACCUUUACCAAGAGCUUAAUUUCCAUAAUAUUUAAAAAUGGUAGUUAAAUAAAAUAAAGGAAAAGGAUUUUUAUAACUUUUUAAAAAGGAAUAAUAUGAAAUUAUUCUCUAUGCUUUUGCAUAAAAAAAGAUAUCAGAUAUUUAUUAAAAAGUAUCGAAAAAGUAUUUAGUAGAAAGUGAUACUACUAUAGACUUUUGGCUAUUUUUGUCAGAAUUCAUUACACAUUUUUGGAAAUCUAAAUCUAUUUAUGAAAUUAAAUCUAAUGAUCAUCUUUAUAUAAAAUAAUUGAUUUUAACAUUUACAGAAUUCUUAAAAAAAGGAUUAUUUAUUGAAUAUCUAAGUAAUGCUCAUAACUUUUACAAUAUGUAUCAUAAAUUCAUUGAAUUUCUAAAAAAUUCUGUUGUUUCAGCAACACUUGAAGAGAAAUAUAUAAAACAUUAACUUUAAGGAAAUUAAAAAUCCAAAGAAUAAAAACCUUUAGAAGUAAAGGAUUAUUUAUUUGAAAGUACAGUAACUUAAAGAGCAGUUUCUAGAACAACUUAUGCUAAAAGUAUGAUAUGGUUAGAUGAAUUAAUUGAAAUUCUUAUUUUAUUAGAAUAAUUUUAAUAAUCUAGAAUGGCAGACCAAUUUAUUGUAACAGAUGAUAACUAAACAUUAUUUGAUGAUUUAUAAUAUUUAUAAAAAUUUGCAAGAGAUAAAAAAUAUGCUGAAGUUGUUUAAAGAUUAAGAUAAGCUAAAAGAGCCAGUUAUCAUACAAGAGGAUAACCAUUCUAAAGUUAACUUGAUCAUAAAGAUAUGUUCACCACAUAGGAAUUGACUACAAUUUUAAGGGAGUGCUCUUAUGCUCGCAAAACAGUAAUCUUAGAAUAUAUGGGAGGAAUAAAAUAAACUGAUAUAUCAUUGGUUUAUUUUUUAAUUGAAUUACUUACUUUAAAUUAAAUAAGAUUAUCAGCUAAGGUUACAGAAUUAUUAUGGCUUAUCUAUUCUUCAAGAAGCAACUUUAUGUAAACAUUAAACUAAACAAUUUUAAUUGAAGCAUUAGAUUAAGGAGAAUUAUAGUUUUAAAUUAAUUAAAAUAUAUUUACAGAUUUUUCUAACAUAUAUUGGAAAUUACAUUUUGCAAUAAUCGAUUUAAAAUAAUCAUUAGAAAAAGAUUCUAGUAAACACUAUGAAACGAUUAAUGAUGCUUUAUCAGAUAUGUUAGUGAUAUUUUAUCCUGAUUAUGCAGCUAAAUCAGAUAUGUAAAUGUUUAUGGAAAUUAAUUAAUUAGAGAAUGAAGAAAAACAUUAUUAAGCAUAAGAAGAAAAAAUGGUUAAGAGUAAAGUUAGAUAAGAAAUGGCUGUUAUAGAAUAAUUUGUAUCAAGAGCAGAACUUGAUUUAAUUGAUGUUUCAGCAUAAAAUCCAAUUAGAGAUAAAUAAGAUGAAUAAUUCUAGUCUUUAAAAUCAGUUACUAUGGAUUAACAAUAAAAGUUUGUCUGGAAAAUAAAUAAUUCAUUAUCAAUAGAUGUUUUGACAAUAUUUUAUAGGUAAAAAUUAUUAAGGUAUUUGGGAUUUCAUGAUUUAAUAUAAAAAAUAAUUGAAAAUUUAAUAUAAGAAGCCAGCCCUUUAUUUAGAGAUAAAGAUGCUUUUGUAAGUAAUAAAAAUAAAAAAGGAUGGGAAAUUAAAAGUGACAUCUUAGAAAAAAGCAUAUUAUUCUUGAUCUAUUUUAUAAUAAGAAAUGAGGAAAAUUAAGAAAUGAUACUUAAUUUGAGUCAACAGAAGGAUUCUUUGGGUAAACAUAAGGAAUCCUUUUUACAUGAAAUGUGUAAUGUAAAAAGAAAACAAUUAUAAACAUUGAUAUAUAUUUUGUUUGCUGAGCUAUUUCGAGACAAUUACAAUAUUUUAUUUUCGCUUGAUAAAUAGAAUGAUGAAAAUUCAAUUCUAGCAAAAUUAUUUUCUAUUUUUGGUAUAAAUUUUGCUAAUAAAAAUUAUGAAGCAGCGAUCUAUUUUCUAUAAUUCUUACAAAUACUUUUAAAAGUUAAAGAAAGUGAUGUUGUAUAAAAUAAUUAUGUUAUUGUGUAAUUAUUUUAAACUACCAAAUAUUUAACAACAUUUGCUAAAGACAUUUAAAGUCUAAUUAAUACUAUUUAUCUUUUUAGAUUAGAAUCUUUUUUUACUGGUAAUCAUCCACCCAUUCCAUAAACACCAAAUAAUUAAUAAAAAUAUAUAUAAUUUAAUGGAAUUAUUGAAAUGCCAAUAGAAAUUCUCUUUAUGACAGAAUUACUUAGAUUACUUAGAAUCAUUUGCUCAAAAAGAUCUAUAAUUAUUAAUGAAUUCAUUCAAAAACUAUUUCCUAUCAAUAGAGUGGCGGAAAUGUUAAAUCAAUUAGAUGAAUGGUAUCCAUUGAAAUCAGAAAUUAUAUUAUACUUUUAAAGUGUAUUUUUAGAAAAUUUAUAAUUCUUAACUUUUGAAGAAAAAUAAAUAGUAGUUAAAACUAUGACUGAAGUAAUUUUUAAAUAAAUGACAGUUAGUUUUUUAGAGAAUCAGAAUCUAAAAAAAAUGGGAAAUGCAAAAUUAGUUAAUAGUAUUGUAUUCAAUAUUUUUGGAUUAAGAAAUUAAUAUACAAAUCAAGAAUAUAUUAUGUCAAUUUCUCUUGAGAAAGCUAGUUUUAUUUAUAUGAUUUUUGGAGUUUUGGAAGUAAAUAAGGUCUUUAUAAAAAAAGUUUUUCCAAAAUAUUUUGAUAGUAAUGAACAGGAGUAUUUUGAAGACGUCGUAUAAAAUGAAAUUAUUUCUAUAUAACUAAUAAUCUGUGAAACUAUUUAAACAGUAAAAGAAUUCAAUACAGGUAAUCCAAAUGGAGGUUCAAGUGGUAAAAUAAAAAAUUUGAGUCAUAAGAGGAGAAGUGGGUAAAAAACAACUAAAUUAUUGAACUUAACCCAUAAAUUAUUAUCUAAUAAUUAAGAUGAAUAGAAUUAAGAAUUAAGUUUUUUGGCUUAGGAAGAUGAUGAAAUUGAUAAGGAAAAUAUUAUUAGAAUAGUAGAGACCAUAAACUUCUUUAAACAAUCAGAUAUUGCAUUUUAGUUACUAAGAAAUGAUUUACAGUAAGGAGAAUAAAUAAUAUUGGAUAAAUGGAUAAAUUCAAUAAAAUCUUAGAGAACUAAAUUAAUUGAUGAACAUCUUGUUGCUUCAGAAAGAGAAAAUGAAAUUCAAUAAUUAGUAAAUUUAAUUAUUACUUUAAAACGUGAUGAUACUACUAAAUUUAAAAGAAUGGUAACUGCCCUAAUUUAAAUGUUAUCUGAAAAUUCCGUUUCUCCAUCAAUUAAAUUAAAAUCUAUUAAUAUAGUAAGGAAACUAUCUAAUUAUAAAGAAGAUUUUCAAAUCACAAAAUCUAUACUAAAAGAUUUAGGAGAACUUGGUUUCACAGAUUUUCUUUGCGACUUGAUUAAAUAAGAAGUGGAUUCUGAAUAAAAGCUUGAAUAUAUAAAGGCUUUUGUAGAUUAUAUUGAUGAUUCAUCUAGGGAAAUUUAGAACUCCUUUUUAUUGUAUUUAUAAAGAGAUCUUUCAAAUAAGUUUAUAAUAAAUUUAUAAAAUUUUAUAACAGAUAUGUUUUAAGAUGUAAAAAUGGCAGAGAUAUCAAAAAUUGAAAGAAAAAAUAGAAAUAUUAAUAAGAUUUUAAAUAAUAAGAUAAAUGGAUGUAUUUUGAUUUUUGAAAUGUUUCGUCUAGGUUGUGAGGAUCAUUUUAGUCAAAUGUAGAAUUUUUUGAGAAUCCAACCUAAUAGUAAAUAGCCAAUAAAUUUUAUAAUGUUUACAGCUGAAUUAUUUGAGAAAUAUGUUGAAAUAAUGAAUGAACAUAAUGCAGCUCUUGGCUAAAAAUUGCUUGAUUUUUUGAUUGAAUGUGUUUAAGGUCCUUGUUUAGAGAAUUAAACAGAAUUAUGCCAAUCUACUAAAAUUUUAGAGGUUCUUGAAUAAAUUAUUCUUUAACAUAGAGUUGAAAAAGAUAAAUUUUAAAGAAGAGAUAUAGUAUUUUCAAGUUUAAGAAGCAAAGUCUUUUUACUUUAAUUAUCAUUAAUGGAGGGAAAUAGUGAUUAAGAAAUAGCCAAAAAGAUUUCAUAAUAUUUUAACCCUUAAAUAAUUUUUGAAAGAAUAUAAUUAGUUUAUUGGAAAAUAAUAAAAAAGAUAAGAAAUACCUAGAUUUAAAUAAAUUUAGAAGUAAAAGUAUUAGAUAGAGUUAAAACUGAAGCAGAAGAAGCAAUAAAUUCACAUGGAGUAAUUUAGACAAAGGAUACAAAAGAGACUUUGCCUAAUUAAAAUUUAUUUAUGGAAUUUUUUUCUGAGAACAUUCAUAAUUCUAGAUCUUAAUAGCAUUUAAAAAUUCAAUAACAAACUUAAGUUAAUUCGAUAUAAGAAGAAGAGAUGGAAGAGAUGGUUGGAGAAACUUUUAUGAUGUAUUUAUUACUGAAGAAAUUAAGUAAUUAUAUUCCAUAGAUUAAAAAUUUUACAGAUAGUGAAAGUAAUCCUAAAUUAAGAAGAGCUCUGAACUAUUAUAAAAAUGAAACAGCUUCAAUUGAAAUAGUGAAUAUGAAUGGAAAAUUAGAAAAAAUAUAUUUUUAAGUUCCUACUCUAAUGAAAUAUUUAACAGAAGAGACAAAACAUUAAUUUAUGGAGGAAGUAGAAAGAGAUUCUAUUAAUGAUAAGAUUAAUGGAUUAUUGGAUAAUAUGGAUAAUUUUUAUAUGGAAAUGGUACAUUUUAUGAAACUGAGAAAGAUAGGAAUCAGAUUUAAUAAUAAUUUUAUAGUUUAUUUAAGAAAUGUAUGUAUAAUUUUAGCUCUAUUAUUGAAUAUCUUAAUUACAAUAAAUGAUACUGAAGAGUAAUUAGCAAAUCUAGCUAAAGCUAUAGCAAUAGUAAAUUGUAUUUUGUAUGGAGUGAUCAUGUUAACUUGGAUCUUUAUAAGAAUGUAAUUAGAAUAUGAUAGAAUAUAUAAAUAGGUAUCUGAUUUUAUAUAGUUAAAUUAUUUGAAAAAAUCUAAUCAAAGUUAAGCUUAGUCCAUUAAUCCUAAAACAUAUAUUUAUCCAUUCUAAAUUACUUUACUAUAGGCAAUUUUAAUAAUAAAAAGAAUGUUAUUCAGCAGUUAUACUUUUUAUUGGUUUUUAUUGCUUGUAAUAAAUUUGUUGGGUCUUUUAUAUAAUAAAUUAUUUUAUGGAUUUUUAUUAUUAGAUAUUAUAGAUCAUUCAUAAGUUUUAAGAAAUGUAAUUAAAAGUAUUUCACUGAAUUACAAGUAAUUAUUGAUGACAGCUUUAUUGGGAGUAUUAAUAAUGUAAAACAAAUAGUAAAAUAUCUAGGUAUUUAUAUUCUUUGGUAGCAUAUCAAAGUACUGAUUUUAAAGAAUAAUUAAAAGAAGGUGAUGGUUCAUCUGAAGUAUUCGAUCCUCUAGAUUAAACAGUUUGUUAUUCUGCUUUUUAAUGUCUUGUAUUUGUAAUUCAUUAAGGAUUGAGAGCAGGUGGAGGAAUUGGAGAUGUUUUAGAAGCUCCACCUACACAUUCAAAUUUAGAUUAUUAUUCAUAAAGAGUACUUUAUGAUGUGACAUUUUUUAUUCUGAUCAAUAUCAUUUGGUUGAAUAUUAUAUUUGGUAUUAUUAUUGAUACAUUUGCUGAAUUGAGAGAUUAGAAAAAUUAAAAAGGUAAUUAAAAUAUAUUAUUAUUAAAAGAUUUUGAUUCUUAAAAUAUAUGUUAUAUGUGUGGUUUAAGUAGAACUGUAUUUGAAAAAGAAGGUAUAUCAUUUGAUAAUCAUGUUCAAAAAUAUCAUAAUCCUUGGAAUUAUUUAGCUUAUUUAUUAUAUCUAAAAGUAAAGUAGAAAACUGAACAUACAGGCACAGAAUCAUAUGUCUAUAGCAAAUUCUUAUAAAAUGAUAUCAGUUGGUUACCAAUAUAAAAAGCAUUAGAUUUAGAAUUAAUUAUAGAACAAUAACCAAAAUAGAAUUUAGAUAUUAAUAUUGAAGAACAUAUUUAAAAAUUCCUUCAUUGA
This is a messenger RNA of Paramecium sonneborni, 9085 nucleotides long. Lineage: Eukaryota; Ciliophora; Oligohymenophorea; Peniculida; Parameciidae. The record is from the annotation of a GenBank genome assembly.